Prunus mume (Japanese apricot) is the source of this 1059-nucleotide messenger RNA. RefSeq lists its product as uncharacterized. Lineage: Eukaryota; Viridiplantae; Streptophyta; Magnoliopsida; Rosales; Rosaceae. The record is from RefSeq and is a predicted model, not a curated record.
AUCUCUUUAGUUUUUCUCUUUAUUAAAGAAAGUUUGCUCCUUUCUUGAUUUCAAAACCCAAACAUUUGAACCCCCAAUCUUAAUAUUAAUGUUAAUAUUAUACACAACAUAACCUCAUCUCACAGGCAAUCCAUAUUCAUAUUAAUGUUCUUGCUUGGCUCCUGAGUAAACCCAAGUCUCCCUUUGUCUGCACUCAAAGAACAACAGCUACGUACAGAGACAGCCUUCAUAAUAAUACUAAUUAGCCCCCAAAUCCCAUCCCAUAUUCUCUGUUUUAUCCCAAUCCCAAUCCCAAUCCCCAAGUGGCAAAUCAAAAACCAUCAUCACCAUGUCCUCCUUGCAGCCUCAGCAACAACAGCCUGCUCUUGUUUACCCAAACAACGUGAGAGGACAGCCGUCGUCUUCCCACCAUUCAAAUGGCUCAUUUGGGACCGUUUUCAUUGUGCUGGCCGUUAUAGUUGUCAUAUCAGCCAUUGCUUGCUUUCUUGGACGGCUCUGCAACCGCCGCCUCCAUAACUCAAAACCCAACAAGCAACCGGCGCACAACCUUCGUCCCAGCAAAAAAGAAGCUGUCGUGGAUCAUAACCACAUGGAGUUUGGGAAUAAUAAUAAUCCCAGUUUUCGUGCCCCAAAAGACGCCGACAUCGAAUUCGGGUUUGACAAGAAAAUCCCAAAUGGCAAUGGCAGCAGAUCAGAGAGCAGAGGAUACAUGAACAAUCACAGCAAACCACAUCAUGGAAAUGGUGAUCAUCACAUUCACAUGAAAGGUGAAAUGAAGCAGCCUGGUGAUCAUGUUGUGAUUGGAGAGCCCCGAGCAACUGGAUGAAUUGCAUGAUGAUGUCACACGUAAGGAUGGGAUCAUCAGUAACUUGUAGUAGCCGGAUUGGCAUAUCUGUCAAAAUUAAAUUAGUCCUCUCGUUUUCUCUGUUCUUCUCUGUUUUCUUUUUCCUUUUUUAUUUAUUUAUAAUUUCCAACUCUGCAACUUCCUUAAAAGUAUGAUACGUAAUGAUGUUAUAAGGUAUUGUGAUACAAACGUACAUAAUCAUUGCAUGUGAUUUU